Molecule: messenger RNA, 574 nt
Organism: Prosopis cineraria
Lineage: Eukaryota; Viridiplantae; Streptophyta; Magnoliopsida; Fabales; Fabaceae
Exons: 2
Coding region: 186-542 (118 amino acids)
Source: RefSeq, a predicted model, not a curated record
UAAAGAGAAGGAGAGAAAGACGAGAGCAAAAUGGAGAAGAGUUAGAGAAAGAGGAGAAACCAGAUAGAGAGAGAGAGAAGAUGAAAAUGGAGAGGAGAUCGAGGAGGACAGCACUCAAACCAUAUGAAAACGGUGAAGAAGGAGGUAGAUCGGAGAGUUCAAGAACAUGAGCAAGUUCCAGCAUCAUGUUGCACUGCUUUGUUAGAGCUAUACUGGAAACCUUUCCAGAGCUUAAUCAACAUUUAUUACAGAGCCAGCAUCUCUCUUUCCUUCCUCUCAUUCUGCCGUCACUGACUGAGCACUGGGUUCUCCUCCGUGGUACCUCGGCAGAACUCCAGCCUUCUUCUCGACUUGGUGCUCCUGAAGGUUUGGAAAGGAGACUGAAAUUCACCUCUUCUUCUUCACAUUCUGAAUCACUCUGUGGCCGACGGUGGUGUAUGUGUAUGUGCUCGGUCUUCAUCUUCUUUUCCUUUCUCAGUUACAAGCAUGGCGAGAGUGUUCUGGUGCUAGUGGGUCAAAGGGAAAAGACAUUGGCUGAGUAGAGAUUUCUCACUAAGCCUUUGUAAGGUUUUGG